AUUGGUUCUUACAGUAAAAUUAGAAUCUCGGGACAAGCGAUGUUCCAUGCGGAUACCACAAUUCCACGAAUUUACUAUAUAUACGGCAACUUUUCCCCAUUCUUUUUUUCUUAUUAUUAUCAUCUAUUAAAUCAUCUAUUUAACACUUGCAAAAUGAAGUUUAUCUCUGCUCUUACCAUUGCUUUAUGUGCCGUUGUUGUUUCUGCUGCUCCCCAUGGCGGUGAUACUGAUGUUGAAAUCCAUGAUCAGAGCAAUAACCCAAAGUCCCAAAUCAAUCAAUAUCGUGUUGAUAAAGUAGCUAACGGCGGCUUACUCGGGAUUCUUGGAAUUAAUGGUAUAGAGAUUCCUGUCGCUGUUCUUUCACCUAACAGCAAUAACAAGGACGAUCGCCAACAGGCUCAAAUCAUCAACUAAUUCAUCUCAAUUAUAUUAUUCUUUCUAUCUUAAACAUGCAGUACUCAAUGUUUACACCAACCGCGCCCCUAUUAUAGCUAAUAAGUUUUAUUUUUUAUAAGCUUAAUAAAUAAAAUAUAAAUUUUUUUCCUAUAA
Mucor mucedo is the source of this 549-nucleotide messenger RNA. RefSeq lists its product as uncharacterized. NCBI's taxonomy places the organism in Eukaryota, Fungi, Mucoromycota, Mucoromycetes, Mucorales, Mucoraceae. The transcript has a single exon. The coding region runs from base 40 to 414 and encodes 124 amino acids. The record is from RefSeq and is a predicted model, not a curated record.